Tremella mesenterica DSM 1558 is the source of this 312-nucleotide messenger RNA. RefSeq lists its product as uncharacterized. Bases 1 to 312 code for a protein of 103 amino acids. The transcript has a single exon. The record is from RefSeq and is a predicted model, not a curated record. Lineage: Eukaryota; Fungi; Basidiomycota; Tremellomycetes; Tremellales; Tremellaceae.
AUGGGAACUCUUCGAGAUCGAUUUACUAACUUGUUGGCUAUUGUGUUCGCUGGGCUGCUUGCCCAGCUGUUCGGUAUUUUGUUGGCUAUUGUGUUCGCUGGGCUGCUCGCCCAGCUGUUCGGUGACUUGUUGGCUGUCGUGUUCGCUGGGCUGCUCGCCCAGCUGUUCGGUAGUUGGUUGGCUGUCGUGUUCGCUGGGCUGCUCGCCCAGCUGUUCGGUAGUUGGUUGGCUGUCGUGUUCGCUGGGCUGCUCGCCCAGCUGUUCGGUAGUUGGUUGGCUGCCGUGUUCGCUGGGCUGUUCGAUAGGGUGUAG